This is a messenger RNA of Rotaria sordida, 552 nucleotides long. NCBI's taxonomy places the organism in Eukaryota, Metazoa, Rotifera, Eurotatoria, Philodinida, Philodinidae. The record is from the annotation of a GenBank genome assembly.
AUGGAAAUGAAUCUUGACAAUGUUCGUGAAUGUUUUGAAGACAUCAGCGAUCAUAUUGAUGACGCAUUACCAUAUGGAAAUAUUACAGGUAUUAUAAUUUUGGGUGGACAUGGUAAUAAACAACGAUUUCAGGAUUUUCAACGAUAUAUUAAUCAGCUGAUUGAUGUUGAUAUUCAAUACAAUACAAUAAAAGCUGCUGAUUUAAAUAAAAAAACAAAUGUUUAUACAACAGUGGAAAAAAAAGAAAAGGUCAAUCAUUACCAACAAUUAUUCACCAACGUGAUAUGUAAUGAUGUGGGCUUCAACUUAGGAGCUUUACCAAAUAUGCCUGAAGAAAUUACUGGUGAAUCUUAUUCGGAUUUGAUUGUAGAUAAACAUAUUGGCAAUGGUGAACGUUUAGUUGUCAUUGUUCACCGAGUAAUAAACGUUGCUAUAUCAAAUGUACUUAUUGGUGUUCUGGCUGUUGGCAUAAAAACCAACAACCGAUGGUUUGCUAUUGAUUCAUCAUCAACUGAAUAUAAUGAAAGUAUGUUAAAAAUGUACGCUUUUUAG